AUGGCUGCCAACGGCGUACGAAAAUACAAAAUUGCCAGCAUCCCGGCGGAUGGCAUUGGUCCGGAGGUAGUCAACGUUACUCUCGAUGUCCUCAAGUCGAUGCAGCAGACGCUUAAGACAUUUGAACUCGAGUUCACCGAGCUCGAUUGGGGUACUGCACGGUAUAAGAAAACCGGAAAAUAUAUGCCUGACGAUGGACUUGAUAUCCUUCGGACGUUUGAUGCUGGCCUCUUCGGUGCCGUUGGCGCACCUGACGUUCCCGACCACAUCUCUCUGUGGAAUCUACUUCUAGCCAUCCGCGGGCCCAUGCAGUUGUAUGCAAAUGUGCGGCCAGUAAAAAACUUUCCACAUGUGCGCUCGCCGCUACGUGAGGUCCAGGAUGGCGACAUCGAUUGGGUCAUGGUUCGCGAGAACAGUGAGGGCGAGUACUGCGGGCAAGGAGGGCGCACUCAUCGAGGGCAACCAUGGGAGGCAGCAACAGAGUUGUCCAUUUUUACUCGCGUGGGCGUUGAGCGCAUCAUGCGUUUUGCUUUCGACGUUUCACGCAGCCGCCCACGCAAGUUCUUGACUGUCGUCACCAAGAGCAAUGCUAUGCGGAACGGUAUGGUGCUCUGGGACGAGGUCGCUACCGAGGUUGCCAAAGACUAUCCCGAUGUCACCUGCGACAAGGUCCUCGUCGACGCCAUGACUGUUCGCAUGGUUACCAACCCGAAGUCUCUGGACACUAUUGUUGGCACUAACCUACACAUGGACAUUAUCUCUGACCUGGCAGCCGCGCUUGGUGGCUCCAUCGGUAUUGCUCCCUCCAGCAAUCUCGACCCCACACGCAAGAAUCCCUCUCUCUUCGAGCCCGUUCAUGGCAGCGCCUUCGACAUCACCGGAAAGGGUAUUGCCAACCCUGUUGCUACUCUUUGGUCGGCAUCGGAGAUGUUGGCAUGGCUUGGCGAGAAGGAAGCGGCUGAGAUCUUGCUUCAAGCAGUCCAGGAGACAUGUAGCCAGGGCAUCUGCACGCCAGACCUCGGUGGGAAGGCCAACACCAAGCAGGUUGCCGACGCAGUCACCGCUUCAAUUAGGCAGCUGGCAGGUGUUUACCCGCUCAAUUGA
This is a messenger RNA of Penicillium lagena, 1104 nucleotides long. RefSeq names its product isocitrate/isopropylmalate dehydrogenase family protein. The transcript is spliced from 3 exons. The record is from RefSeq and is a predicted model, not a curated record. Gene Ontology annotation, molecular function: NAD binding; oxidoreductase activity, acting on the CH-OH group of donors, NAD or NADP as acceptor. Lineage: Eukaryota; Fungi; Ascomycota; Eurotiomycetes; Eurotiales; Aspergillaceae. Bases 1 to 1104 code for a protein of 367 amino acids.